AUGGCCAUUAGGAGUGCUGCGCUGCUCCUGGCGCUCCUUGCGAGUGGCGGAACUCAAUUUGCCCGCCAUGUCGAUGGCACUGCGGAUGGUAAUGCGAUUAGUGAGGAUGGCAAAGUUGCUCUCGCGCCCGAAGAUGGUAAUUGCAUUGGAUGGAUGAGUGAAAAGUUCUGGGCUACAGUUAAAUGGUACUUUGCCAAUGUGCGCCUCGUCAUUGUUCUCGGCAUUGGUGGUGAAAUUGACUCAGCCACCAAUAAUUUUGUCAACUUUCUCAACACAGUUCCAAUGCCAGUUGUUCUGCUGAGGCAUCAGGAACAUGAUGGAUUGGACAGAUUGCCUUAUGCUCGACGAAUUGGCGCUCUUGUGGUGGCGAAGAAGCUGCAAGAUCUUGAGAUUUACUUCGCCAACACACCCGUUUACAAUGUUGAGGGUGUCAAUGCGAACUUCCUCUUCAUCCUUCUGGAUCAGGCAUCGAUGGAGGAGAUAGAACUCUUUGCUCUGGACUUGUGGACAAAGCACAGCAUUUUGAGUAUCCUUCUGGCGAUGCCUUGUUCAGAAGUUCCGAAUAUGUUUGGCUUCUUGGAUCCAUUUGUCCAUCAUCGUGACGAUUCUUGGGGUGCCAUGAAGUGGUUGAAUGUGGAAGAGUUAACUGUGCAGCCUAGUGAAUCGUAUUCACUCUGGCACGGAGACGGAAACUUCCGGGGAUUCCCUAUAAAGAUUGAGAUGUUCCUCAAGUUCCCAACACUGCUGGCUGAGGCGGAAAUUCCACUUCCCUUUGCCCAAUCCUACAUUCAGCAGAAUGCUGGAACACCAAAUGGUUUUGGCGGAUUGGAUGCUCUGAUUCUGGCCACGUUGGCGAACAAGUUGAACUUCUCCAUUGCUCUGAAGAUGACCAAGAAGAUAGAUUUCGGCUACAAGAUGGACAAUGGAACCUUCGUAGGCACUCUCGGUGAUGUUCUGUACAAGAAGACUGACAUUGCGUUCAACAACAGAUUCGUCAUGCUCUAUGACACCGAAGAUCUGGAUUUUCUCAAUUCCAUCAUGACAGAUCAGUUCUGCUUGUUCACGCCUAAGGCGGGAAUCAAGCCAAAAUGGCUGGCAACCUUCAAGUGCUUUCGUCCGGAUGUGUGGCUGAUUAUUCUGCUCAGCAAUCUCAUCUGUGGUUUCAUCAGGCACUGCAUCAAGCGAUGGCAGAGACUGAUUGCCCCGAAGCAGGAGAAGAAGCAUCCUCUGGCCAGAAUUCUCUUCGAGACGUGGAAUGUUAUGAUGGCUGCGCCAUCUAUAAUGCUCCCAAAACGCUCUGCUGAGAGAUUCUUCAUGGCAAUUUGCCUUCUGAUGAAUGUCAUCAUCACGGGAACCUUCCAAGGCACACUCUUCACAUCCAUCACAACUCCGGGAAGCUACAAAGACAUCAACACACUUCAGGAACUCGAUGAAUCCGGACUGAUUAUCAGUACGCCGUCUGAGCAAUUGUUUGAAUUGUUCGGUGAUGGUGGAACACCAGUUCUGGACUCUCUGAAGCGCAAGAUGAAAAUGAUCGAGAGGACAACAUUUGAUAAGAUAAGAUACAACGAAGAAACUGUGUUCAUUUCAAGGAAAGCAGACAGUGUGCUCAAUAUUGAGAUGGAGUAUCUGAAGCCUGACGGCAAUCCUGCUUUUCACGUCGUUCCUGAAUGUCCUCGGAACUACCAUAUGGCCUACAUUGUACGGAAGGGUUGGGCCUUCUCCACGCUCAUCAACAACGUGAUUAGUCGCUUUCGCGAAUCAGGCGAGUGCAAUUUUCAUUAUAUUAAUAGAAUUAAAUGGGCGGAGCUUGCGAGUGGGCGGAGUAUUCAGACGACAUAUAGGCUUUAA
This is a messenger RNA of Phlebotomus argentipes, 1851 nucleotides long. RefSeq lists its product as uncharacterized. The coding region runs from base 1 to 1851 and encodes 616 amino acids. The record is from RefSeq and is a predicted model, not a curated record. The transcript has 2 exons. NCBI's taxonomy places the organism in Eukaryota, Metazoa, Arthropoda, Insecta, Diptera, Psychodidae.